Messenger RNA from Penicillium diatomitis, 291 nucleotides. RefSeq lists its product as uncharacterized. The transcript has a single exon. Bases 1 to 291 code for a protein of 96 amino acids. The record is from RefSeq and is a predicted model, not a curated record. Lineage: Eukaryota; Fungi; Ascomycota; Eurotiomycetes; Eurotiales; Aspergillaceae.
AUGAGGGGAUUCCCAUCGCGGACGCUUCCGCCCCAACUUCGGAAGGUGGAUCGACCUGUUAGCAUCCCUUCUCGUGCUCGCGACCGUCUAUGGCUUGGAAAUGCUCCAUCGAUUACGCGUCGCUACCGAUACGUCCGAAUGGUCAAAUAUCUUCUCUCAAAGGACGAACAGGCGACUCGGAUUGAGACCAAAGUCAUGGGCAGCGCCAAAAAAGCCCCCGCACCCGGGGAUUUGGUUGGCAGAGCGUCGUUUCAUCUCCGCCUAGUAUGCUUCAUCUACAUGAUUGAGUAA